Messenger RNA from Aricia agestis (brown argus), 3302 nucleotides. RefSeq names its product spindle pole body component 110 (gene mwh). Gene Ontology annotation, biological process: regulation of cell shape; cortical actin cytoskeleton organization; cell migration. Bases 191 to 3082 code for a protein of 963 amino acids. Lineage: Eukaryota; Metazoa; Arthropoda; Insecta; Lepidoptera; Lycaenidae. The record is from RefSeq and is a predicted model, not a curated record. Gene Ontology annotation, cellular component: cytosol. The transcript is spliced from 12 exons. Gene Ontology annotation, molecular function: actin filament binding; small GTPase binding.
CCAGCGCGCGCUUUAUUCGUUCCGAUUGAAAAAACCCGCCAUCUUAAAAAACCGCCAAUUUAAAAUCGCCAUUUUUUUUUCGAAACUAGUGUUGUGCGUGAAGUGAAGUGUUAGUGCGUAGGAAUGCGUGCCAGCAUACGUCCUCUCGCUUCGAGCGCUGAUCGAUAAAUGACCGAAUUCGAAAUUCAAAAUGGGCGGCGUGCACAGCAGCGCCAACAGCCGGAAGUGGGCGCGGGAGCACCAACAUGCGGAGAGCUCCAGGGUGCUGUUCCUGCUGUACCUGGUGCACAGGACAUGGAACGUGCUGAUGGAGCAUGUGGAGACGAAGAGCGCCAGAUGGCGCGGCUCGCACACAGUACCUAGCUCGGCGGCGGCGGGUCGCAGGUUCGACUCCGUCAGCCUGUCCUCGUGCUCCUCCUGCAGCUGCCAGGAGGACUGCUCGCAGGACUGUGUCAGUGAGCUGUCGGCUGUGAAGAAUAUGGCGGCGUGCGGGGGCUGGGCCGAGGAGCCCGUGUCUAAGGACAAGCAGCGGCCUCCGAUCUACAACCCCGAGGACUACGCGACCUCCCUCAAGAAGUGGGGGAAGAAGAUGGCGGCGGGCAACCUGUACGAGCCGGAGGAGAACAAGGCCAGGACCCUGCCCGCGCAAGGGAGCAAGGACUUCAGGAAUCCUUGUCUGAACGUGGGCGAGGAGAUGAGCCUGCGGCAGUUCGCCACGCCCAGCGAGCUGCUCACCAAGCUGCGGGCUGACCUCCGUCUGUCCUUCCCCAGUUUCGUCCAGGAGUUCGCGUGCGAGCCGCUGGACGGUGUGACGUUGCUGCUGGAACUGCUGCGGAAUAUCCAGCUGAGCCAGGCGGGGGACGGGGCGAGAGGACCGCCUGCAGUCAGGAGGAGGCCGCUGUUGGAUGAGCUGGCUUGCUUGCAAUGUCUCUGGAGUUGCUGUUCCCGCUACGGCGACUGCGCGCGGCGGCUGGUGGCAAACUCCAGUGGGGUGUACGCGCUCACCGUCUGCAUCAUGUCCACCGUCAACAAGUCCAGGGUCAUCGCUUUACAGCUGCUGACAAAAGCAUGUUCCCCCGGGGCGGGUGGUCACAGCAUGGUCUCCGAAGCUCUAUCCACCCUCCGUCUGCGGUACGGCGAACCAGUCCGCUUCAGGUUCCUAGUGGGCAUGCUGCAGAGUGGAGGUGGCACCGGCGACCUUCAAGCUGCAGGACUAUCCUUUAUCAAUACACUGCUGUCAAGCGCCCCGUCUCCGCAGAGGAAAUUGUACAUACAGGCCGAAUUGGAACAGGCUGGGUUCGAUAUCGUCACGUUGAAGAAGAUAAUUGCAAAGCUUCCAAACACGAGUGACUACUUACAACAGGAGAUAGAAGAAUAUGAGAAGCAACUAAUUGACGUUGAUACGCUUAGUGAAAAGGCUAACGAAGCGCAAAAAGAGAAAGAUGAUCUUAGGCACAAAUUGGAACUUUUAGAAAAGAGAGUAAAGAUAUUACAAGAAGAGAAGGGAAUUCUUUUAUCAUUGGAGAAAUGUUUAAAAGAGAAGUGUUGCGAGCUACAAGAAGAAGUGAGCACUUUGAGAUCAGAACAUAGCAAUUCUGGCAGGAAGAAGACGUUUGUGAUGAAGAAGAAGACGCCAGCUCACAGAUCACGAGACGAAUCGUCGCCACCAGAGGACGAAGGUAUAAGUUCCUCCGAAAGGUCUUUGAGCCCUGAAGGAGAUCCACAAAGGGAACCAUUGGUAUAUGAAGUAUUUAACAUUAAAAAUGAAACCUACGAUCUUAGGAGAAACAAGAGAACAGCACAUAAGAAGAUUGAAGGCAACAAAAAGACUGAAUACAAAAAAUAUUCUGAAGACGAAGAGGAAACCACAAUAGAUGAAGUAAUACAGGAACUAAGAAAUAUAGUUAAUCAUGCGGAAUCAGAACAGACUUCGGGAAAUCAGUACUCUGAAAAUAGGAGUCGUAGUCGUAAAAAUUCAGAGUUAUCCAUGAGUGGCUUUGAAUACAACAAAAGCAGUGACAAGGAAGACUCAAUAACAAAUACAAGACAUAGUAUUCAAAUCACUAACUCCCCUGACAUUGAUGAUGAUAAUAAUGAAGAAGAGGAAAUAGUACCAAGUAAAAUACUACCCCUCCCACCUAGACGAUCUAAGAGUCUUAUUCAUUUGUUUAUGCCUCCCGUUGAACAGGGUUUACUAUACAGUAAAGCACCAGACAUUUAUGAAGACAAUAACUUCUACUCUAGCGACGAAGGAUCGGAUUCAUUGCUUAGUGCAUCUAGAUGUCAAAUUAAUCACAUCACUAAACAAGAUUCUAUAACUAGUUUUGAUUUCAAUGAAUGUAGAGCUAAAUUCGACGCCGUGGUAGAUAAUAAUAAGGAUGAAAAUCGCACUAAGCGGUCAAGAACAAGAUCUAGGGAAGAAUAUAAGAGAACGUCUGUCAAACGAAGUGAGUCUUUCCAGACAUCUGAAAAAGGAUCCAGGCAGCGAGAAUACAUAGAUAGCAUGUUUUUCGAAGACACAACUAAUUCACCUUCAAAACAAUUACAACGCUCCAAUUCAAAAUGCAGUCGCGUAGAUGAAAUUGUUAAUUUAAUAGAAUCUAAAAAACUAACCAAGAGCCUGGAUCGAAUCGACGAAGGCUUAAAUUCCAUGGUCGAUAUAGUCGUGACGACAACACCCAAGAAACAAAUUUGGAAUUACGAGAGGCGACAAAGAUCUAACUCCAGGUCAAACAGCGAAACCGGCAUCGAGCCUUUGAUACCAGUGAACCAGCCGAUCAGUCGAAUCUACGACUUCAAAAACAAGGACGAAGCAAAGGAGCAGAAAUACAUAUCCCACGCCAAACUCAGUUCCGGAUCGUUUGAGAACGGGACCAAUUUCACGAACACUUUCAUUAUGAAGAGGGGGAGUACCGCAGGGUUUUAUUCUGGUACCCAUAUGCUUCGAGACGCUCCGGCUAGCAUGACAAGCCUGGUAAUGACGGGUAGCCACAGUUUCGGAGACCACAAGCGCGCCAUGUCACCGAUAGGUUCGGGCAAUUUCUUGCACAAAGUGACCGAUAUGCCUUCAGGACUCUACUAGAGGUUCGUUUCUGUACGUCUGAUGAUAACCAACGAUUAUUGUAAGCGUAACGUACCUUACUCCUUAGUGCAAUAUUUUUCUAAGACUUAAUUUUAGGAUAACUUUAGAAUCUUUGUAAUUUUGUUUAAACAAAAUUGACAUAAGAUAAGGCACUUUGCUCUCUUUAAUCUCCUAAAUUAUUUGAGUCCACUAUUUAUGUAAGUCUAAAAUAUUUAGUUUA